AUGCUAUGUUUUCUCAUCAACAUUGUCAGCUCUGUGUUUUGUGGUCACCUGGGGAAAGUGGAACUGGAUGCUGUCACACUUGCUAAUGCAGUCAUUUCAGUCACUGGUCUUUCAGUGGGGCUUGGCUUAUCUUCAGCAUGUGACACACUCAUAUCACAAAUAUUCGGAGGGACCAAUCUAAAGUUAAUAGGCGUUGUCAUGCAACGUGGGAUCCUUGUACUGCUGCUGGCUUGCUUUCCUUGUUGGGCACUGUUCAUAAAUACUGAGAACAUUCUAUUGCUCUUCAGACAAGACCUAGCUGUGGCUCGUAUGGCAGAAGAGUAUGUACUGGUUUUUAUUCCUGCACUUCCAGUAAGUUUUUUAUCACCAAAAUGGUAUUAUUCCUCCUUGUUACAGGGAAUUGUAAAGACACAGAUCAUCGUCAGUAUUAUAUCAAACAUCAUAAAUGCCUUGGUGAAUUAUGUCUUUCUUUUUGUUCUGGAACUUGGAGUUAUGGGAUCAGCUUGGGCAAACACUAUUGCUCAGUUUUCCCAGGCUCUUUUGUUGUUCCUUUAUAUUCGACUUAAGAAACUUCAUGUACACACAUGGGGAGGUUGGUCGUUGGAGUGUUUGCAAGACUGGAACACCUUUGUAGCAUUGGCAGUGCCGAGCAUGCUUAUGGUGUGCAUAGAGUGGUGGACCUAUGAAAUUGGCAGCUUCCUUGUAGGCCUUAUAAGCGUGGUGGAGCUUGGUGCCCAGUCUGUCAUAUAUCAGGUGACCAUUGCAUAUAUGAUUCCAUAUGGUAUAGGUAUGGCUACUAGUGCUCGAGUUGGCACUGCACUUGGUGCUGGAGAUAUUGAACAAGCAAAGAAGUCUAUGACAAUUGCUUUCGUUAUAACAGGUACAUUUUACAAAUAUGACAGAUCUUUUUACCUGUAUAAGGUAAAUCUAGAAGUAACUGUAAAAAUCAACUGUAAUAAAGAUGAAUAA
Molecule: messenger RNA, 969 nt
Organism: Staurois parvus
Lineage: Eukaryota; Metazoa; Chordata; Amphibia; Anura; Ranidae
Source: the annotation of a GenBank genome assembly